Lotus japonicus is the source of this 961-nucleotide messenger RNA. RefSeq lists its product as uncharacterized. The record is from RefSeq and is a predicted model, not a curated record. The coding region runs from base 81 to 710 and encodes 209 amino acids. The transcript is spliced from 6 exons. Lineage: Eukaryota; Viridiplantae; Streptophyta; Magnoliopsida; Fabales; Fabaceae.
GUUUCGAUCAUACACCCUGCAAUUCUUCUUCUUCUUCUGUUCCUUCUUGUCCAAGUUUGUGUUAUUGGUGAGAUUACCAAAUGGGUUCCUCCAGAUUGUUGGGUCUUACAGCCAUGCUUCUCUUGGUGCUUCUCCCCAUGGCUGCCAAAGGGGAUAUUGUUGAUGAUAUUCUUGACAAGGUUUGUGAAGAAGUGGAAUGUGGGAAAGGAAAGUGCGUGGUAAACACAACUUACCCAUUGAACUUCAUCUGUGAAUGUGAGUCUGGCUGGAAGAGAACUAGAGACGAGGACAGUGACAAAUAUGGCACUAGCUUUCUUCCAUGUGUCAUUCCCCAGUGUAGCUUAAACUAUGGUUGCCAGCCAGCACCACCUCCAGUUCCAGAGAAGAGUCUACCACAUAACUUAUCAGCUUUUGACCCUUGCUAUUGGGCGUACUGUGGGGAAGGAAAAUGCAUCACGAACAGAACAUAUACAUACGGAUGCGAGUGCAGCCCCAAUUUUUACAAUCUUCUCAACAUCUCUGUCUUCCCUUGUUACAGUGAAUGUACUCUUGGAUCUGAUUGUUCAAGACUUGGAAUCAAAGUUGCAAAUUCAACAGGAGACUCAACUGGUGACAGUGGCACUAGUCUAGCAAGCUCAAUCUUACCAGGAGGAAGUUUCCAAUGGAUGGUUAUGUUGUUGAUGUCAACGGGUAUGGUUAUGUGGAGCUAGGAUGCAAAGAGAGGUGGCUAGUGGUGAUUGGAAUUAUUGAUUUGAUUUCUGUUCACAGUGAUUUUUGUGUAAUAUAAUACUAAUGCUGAUACAUAAUAUAGCCUCAUUUGCCAGUAGUAUAUAAGAAUAAAACCAGGGUUCAGUCAUCAGGUGACUACUGUAUGUAUGGUAUACUGUAUACACAUGCACAGAUUUUAUACCCAUGUAUGUACACAUUAUUGCUAUAUUUUAUAAUGUCUUUUCAUUAUAAA